This is a messenger RNA of Pseudoliparis swirei, 2270 nucleotides long. RefSeq names its product IMP (inosine 5'-monophosphate) dehydrogenase 2 (gene impdh2). Gene Ontology annotation, molecular function: IMP dehydrogenase activity. Gene Ontology annotation, biological process: GTP biosynthetic process. The coding region runs from base 338 to 1954 and encodes 538 amino acids. Gene Ontology annotation, cellular component: cytoplasm. The record is from RefSeq and is a predicted model, not a curated record. The transcript has 15 exons. NCBI's taxonomy places the organism in Eukaryota, Metazoa, Chordata, Actinopteri, Perciformes, Liparidae.
UGUCUGAGUGAGCUGCAGAAAGAACAUGAGCCCUCAGCUCUGGCUGCUAGAGAGACCUCAGUACUGACAGAGCAGCGUCCAUACCGACAUUUCAUACCCGUUAACCGGAAGCAGAACUCUCCCCGGCUGCUCGGAGACGUGGGAAUCAGGACACCGGUCUGACCGUUAAGUGACCGAGAAGAAGUACGACACGCGCGGGGCGAAAGGAAGAAAGUUGUCGUUUUCUGUUCCCUGGCCCGUGUGUGUUGUCUUGUUUACGGGGCCUCUUGUUACCUGUGUCGUUAUUUUAGUUAAUUAGUUAUCACACUGAAGGACCAGCGAGGACUCAUUGGACAUCAUGGCGGACUACCUGAUCAGCGGUCAAACCGGUUACAUCCCUGACGACGGGCUGUCGGGAACACAACUGUUCAACGGAGGAGACGGGCUCACAUACAAUGACUUUCUGAUUCUGCCAGGCUACAUCGACUUCACAUCAGAACAAGUGGACUUGACCUCGGCGCUCACCAAGCAAAUCACCAUGAAAACGCCCUUUGUCUCCUCUCCAAUGGACACCAUCACAGAGGCCAACUUGGCCAUCGCUAUGGCACUCACGGGGGGCAUCGGCUUCAUCCACCACAACUGCACGCCUGAGUUCCAGGCCAAUGAAGUUCGCAAAGUCAAGCGCUAUGAGCAGGGCUUCAUCACAGACCCGGUGGUGAUGAGCCCCGGCGAGUGCGUUCGAGACGUCUUCCAGGCCAAAGCUCGUCAUGGCUUCUGUGGAAUCCCCAUCACGGACAACGGAAAAAUGGGCGGCAAGCUGGUGGGCAUCAUCUCGUCUCGAGACAUCGACUUCCUGAAAGAGGAGCAGCACAACCUGCCACUGAGUGAGGUGAUGACGAAACUAGAAGAUCUCGUGGUUGCCCCUGCUGGAGUGACACUAAAAGAAGCCAAUGAAAUCCUCCAGAGGAGUAAGAAAGGUAAGCUGCCCAUAGUGAACGAGGAGGGGUCCCUGGUGUCCAUCAUUGCCCGCACAGACUUGAAGAAGAACAGAGACUUCCCUCUGGCCUCCAAAGACUCGCGCAAACAGCUGCUGUGUGGCGCCGCCAUCGGCACCCACAACGACGACAAGUAUCGCCUGGACCUGCUUGUGCAGAGUGGGGUGGAUGUGGUUGUACUGGACUCUUCUCAAGGCAACUCAAUCUUCCAGAUCAACAUGAUCAAAUAUAUCAAAGAAAAGUAUGAAAAUCUACAGGUCAUUGGAGGCAAUGUGGUGACUGCAGCUCAGGCCAAAAACCUGAUAGACGCAGGAGUUGAUGGGCUGAGAGUGGGGAUGGGCAGCGGCUCGAUCUGCAUAACGCAGGAAGCUCCUCCCCAUGUCCCACCAGUAAUAAAUCUCUACAGCCCCAAAACCCCAACCACUGUUACGGGAUACUCCAUGCUGGCGUGCGGCAGACCCCAGGCCACAGCGGUCUACAAGGUAUCGGAGUACGCCAGGCGGUUUGGUGUGCCGGUCAUCGCUGACGGAGGCAUCCAGACGGUUGGGCACAUUGCCAAAGCCUUGGCACUGGGAGCAUCCACAGUGAUGAUGGGCUCUUUGCUGGCUGCCACCAGUGAAGCUCCCGGGGAAUACUUCUUCUCCGACGGCAUCAGGCUAAAGAAAUACCGCGGCAUGGGUUCCCUGGACGCCAUGGAUAAAAACCUGGGCUCUCAGACCAGAUACUUCAGUGAGUGUGACAAGAUCAAAGUGGCUCAGGGCGUUUCUGGAGCAGUGCAGGACAAAGGCUCCAUUCACAAGUUUGUUCCCUACCUGCUGGCUGGGAUCCAGCACUCCUGUCAGGACAUCGGAACCAAGAGCCUCACACAGCUCAGAGCCAUGAUGUACUCCGGAGACCUAAAGUUUGAAAAGAGCACCACUUCAGCUCAAAUGGAGGGAGGAGUCCACAGCAUGCACAGUUAUGAGAAACGUCUGUUUUGAGAAGACGCCAGACUGAGAAUCCCUCCGACAGACACAUUAUGCAAACACACCUUUCAUUCACCACUAACUGUUCAUACAAGUUGGUCUCUAAAGAUGGGCUCUCACACCCACUCUACUUCCAAGGAUCCAUCCAGUCUUCCUGCCAGUGUCAUCUAUGCAUCGUGUGCGUUUAUGAAGGAUGGGAAUCAAGCAUUUAUCAAUCAGUGCACGCGUGAUUGAGUCCCUCAAGUUGUGAUUAAAAUAAAUGUCUGGAAUAUCCAUGUUGAGGCAAAAAAGAAGUUGUCCAAUAAUAAAAGCUCAUGUGUUUUUUCCACGA